UCCCUCCCGGCUCCUGAACUCCAGCCCCUCUCUCUCUAUCAGCCGCUCACUCUGUCUCAAUAUGUCUCAAGAUGGCGGCCAAUGUGGGAUCGAUGUUUCAAUAUUGGAAGCGCUUUGAUUUACAGCAGCUGCAGAGAGAGCUCGAUGCCACAGCAACAAUAUUGGCUAACCGGCAAGAUGAAAGUGAGCAGUCUAGGAAAAAACUUAUUGAGCAAAGUCGCGAGUUCAAGAAAAACACUCCAGAGGACCUGCGCAAACAGGUAGCUCCAUUACUGAAGAGUUUCCAGGGAGAGAUUGACGCAUUGGGUAAAAGAAGCAAAGAAGCAGAGGCAGCCUUCUUGAAUGUUUAUAAGAGAUUAAUUGACGUUCCAGAUCCAGUUCCAGCCUUGGAUUUAGGACAGCAGCUUCAGCUGAAGGUUCAACGUAUGCACGAUAUUGAAACAGAGAACCAGAAACUUAGGGAAACUCUAGAGGAAUAUAAUAAAGAAUUCGCUGAGGUGAAAAAUCAGGAGGUUACAAUAAAAGCACUUAAAGAGAAAAUCCGAGAAUAUGAACAGACCCUGAAGAACCAAGCGGAGAAUAUAGCCCUUGAAAAAGAACAAAAGUUACAAAAUGAUUUCGCAGAGAAAGAGAGAAAAUUGCAGGAGACACAGAUGUCAACAGCCUCGAAGCUGGAAGAAGCUGAACACAAAGUUCAAGCUUUGCAAACAGCCUUGGAAAAAACCAGAACAGAACUAUUUGAUCUGAAAACAAAAUACGAUGAAGAAACUACUGCAAAGGCUGAUGAAAUCGAGAUGAUCAUGACAGACCUUGAAAGAGCAAAUCAGAGGGCAGAGGUGGCUCAGAGAGAGGCAGAGACCUUAAGGGAGCAGCUCUCAUCAGCUAACAAAUCUCUCCAACUUGCUACGCAGAUCCAGAAGGCACCUGAUGUGGAACAGGCCAUCGAGGUGCUAACACGGUCCAGCUUGGAAGUAGAACUGGCUGCGAAGGAGCGGGAAAUCGCCCAGCUCGUAGAAGAUGUCCAGAGACUCCAGGGCAGCCUCACCAAGCUGCGGGAGAACUCCAGCAGCCAAAUUUCACAGCUGGAGCAGCAGCUGACCGCCAAGAACAGCACACUUAAACAACUGGAAGAAAAACUGAAAGGACAGGCUGAUUAUGAAGAGGUUAAGAAAGAAUUAAAUAUAUUGAAAUCCAUGGAGUUUGCACCAUCUGAAAGCUCUGGUGCACAGGAUGCAUCUAAACCGCUGGAGGUGCUGCUGCUGGAGAAGAACCGCUCCUUGCAGUCUGAGAACGCCACGCUGCGUAUCACAAAUAGUGACCUGAGUGGGUCAGCCAGGAGAAAAGGGAAAGACCAGCCUGAGAGUCAGCGUCCUGCAACCUUGCCGGCCUCCCCUCCUUCUCAGUUGCUCCGCAACGCGGGGGAGCAGGCUUCCAAUACUAAUGGUACACACCAGUUCUCACCAACGGGUUUAAGUCAAGACUUUUUCAGCUCAUCCCUGGCGAGCCCCAGCUUACCCCUGGCCUCCACAGGAAAAUUUGCACUAAACUCUCUCCUUCAGCGACAGCUAAUGCAGUCCUUCUACUCCAAGGCAAUGCAGGAAGCAGGAAGCACAAGCAUGAUUUUUUCAACAGGUCCUUACAGCACAAACUCCAUAUCUUCCCAAAGUCCAUUACAACAAAGCCCGGACGUAAAUGGCAUGGCCCCGUCUCCCAGCCAGUCAGAAAGUGCUGGGAGCAUCUCUGAAGGCGAGGAGAUAGACACAGCCGAAAUUGCACGUCAGGUGAAAGAGCAAUUGAUCAAGCACAAUAUUGGACAGCGGAUAUUUGGACAUUAUGUGUUGGGACUGUCGCAAGGGUCUGUGAGUGAGAUACUAGCCCGGCCAAAGCCAUGGAAUAAACUGACUGUGAGAGGCAAGGAGCCAUUUCAUAAGAUGAAGCAGUUCCUCUCGGACGAGCAGAACAUCUUGGCUCUUCGCAGCAUCCAGGGUAGACAAAGAGAGAAUCCAGGCCAGAACCUGAACAGACUAUUUCAGGAAGUACCGAAACGAAGAAAUGGGUCUGAAGGUAAUAUAACCACAAGAAUCCGAACCACAGAGACUGGCUCUGAUGAAGCCAUCAAAUCCAUUCUCGAACAAGCCAAAAGGGAGCUGCAAGUACAGAAAACAGCUGAGCCGGCUCAGCCGCCUUCUGCAUCUAGCAGUGGCAAUUCUGAUGAUGCUAUUCGAUCCAUUCUGCAACAAGCCCGACGCGAAAUGGAGGCACAGCAGGCUGCCCUUGAACCUGCCUUAAAAACACCACCUUUAUCUCAAGCUGACAUUUCUAUCCUGUCCCCCAAACUAGUAUCUACACCUGCAAUGUCUUCGGUUUCCAGCUAUUCUCCUUUGGCCAUAUCCCUGAAGAAACAUUCAUCUGUCACUGAUUCCAGUAUCUCUGCAUUGCAGAACCUCUCUGGGCUCAAAAAGGAGCCUCAGGAGGCACCUGUUUUAGAGCUUCAUGGAAUAAGUGAUUCUACCCAGGGUAUGUUGAGGCAUGUUAAGAAUGAGUUGGGACGUGGUGGUGUUUGGAAGGACCAUUGGUGGAAUACUGUGCAGCAUGAGAGAAGAAAUACAGCACUUCCCGAAGAUAUAAAAGUUGAGGAAGCCAGUGGUGGAAAAGAAAAGGUCAGCAAUCAGACUAGGCCAGAUCGUAGCCAGCUCCAAGGACCAUCUUCUUCAGAGUAUUGGAAAGAGUGGCCAAACGCGGAAUCUCCGUACUCCCAGAGUUCUGAAUUGAGCAUGACUGGGGCGAGUCGCAGUGAGACGCCACAAAAUAGCCCUCUCCCUUCAUCCCCUAUCGUGUCUUUGUCAAAGCCAUCCAAACCUUCAGUUCCUCCACUGACACCUGAGCAGUAUGAGAUUUAUAUGUACCAGGAAGUGGAUACGAUAGAGCUAACGCGGCAGGUCAAAGAAAAGCUAGCAAAGAAUGGCAUCUGCCAAAGGAUCUUUGGGGAAAAGGUAUUGGGGCUGUCCCAAGGAAGUGUCAGUGACAUGCUCUCCAGGCCAAAGCCAUGGAGUAAAUUGACCCAAAAAGGCCGAGAACCAUUUAUUCGUAUGCAGCUCUGGUUGAAUGGUGAGCUGGGACAGUGUGUCCUGCCUGCACAAGGGCAGCAACAAGGACAAGUCCUUCACUCUGUGACAUCAUUACAGGAUUCCCUACAGCAGGGAUGUGCAAGCUCAGAAAGCACUCCAAAGACUUCUGCCAGUUGCAGUCCUGCUCCUGAAUCUCCCAUGAGUUCCAGUGAAUCAGUGAAAAGCCUGACUGAAUUGGUACAGCAACCCUGUCCUGCUAUAGAGACAAGUAAGGAUGGCAAAUCCCAAGAAUCUAGCGAGCCAUCUGCUUCUGAAUCCCAAUCUACAACACCUUUGCCGCUGCCGGGCCACUCGGCACUCAGCAUUCAAGAGCUGGUUGCUAUGUCCCCUGAGCUGGAUACGUAUGGCAUUACGAAGAGGGUCAAAGAAGUGCUAACGGACAACAAUCUUGGUCAGCGUUUGUUUGGGGAGACAAUCCUAGGGCUAACACAAGGCUCUGUCUCAGACCUUCUGGCUCGCCCGAAGCCCUGGCACAAGCUGAGUUUGAAGGGACGGGAACCCUUUGUCCGCAUGCAGCUGUGGCUGAACGAUCCCAACAACGUGGAGAAGCUGAUGGAUAUGAAACGAAUGGAGAAAAAAGCCUACAUGAAACGGCGACACAGCUCCGUUAGCGACAGUCAGUCUUGUGAGUCCUCAUCCGCUGGAAUAGACUACAGCCAGGGAGCCAGCCCGCAGCCGCAGCAUCAGCUGAAGAAGCCCCGGGUGGUGCUGGCACCAGAAGAGAAAGAAGCUCUGAAACGAGCCUACCAGCAAAAGCCAUACCCAUCACCAAAAACCAUUGAGGAACUCGCUACGCAGCUCAACUUGAAAACCAGCACCGUGAUCAACUGGUUCCACAAUUACAGGUCUCGCAUCCGCCGGGAGCUGUUCAUCGAGGAGAUCCAAGCCGGGAGCCAGAGCCAGGCUGGGUCGAGCGACUCUCCUUCCGCCAGAAGCAGCAGGGCGGCCCACAGCUCCGAGGGAGACAGCUGCGACGGCGUGGACGCGGAAGGCCCACCUGAAGGAAAGCCGAGUGGCCCGGAGGCGGAUGAGUACGGCAAUGCAACCACAAAGUCUCAGGGAGGGCCAGCGGAGUCGGCUUUCGAAGCGGGGGAAGAGGCACUGCAAGGCGCCAGGUCUUCGGAGAAAGCAGAGCCAUUCCAGGCGGAGAGCCUGGAGGACACCGACGACGAGGGCAGGCUCAGAGCACCGCGCCAGAGCUCCCCGCCGGCAUCGCAGCGCCCGGGAGACGCUCUGGAGACACUGCCAAACUCUGCCACGGAAGGGGAUGCCUCUACCUCAGCUGCCUCCACCUCAGUCCUUACAGGGGAGAGCUCCUACAAGUCAAAAGAAAGUUCAGAGAAAAUCUCCAGUGUGCCAAGUACGAGCUCGACGCCGGCCACAGGCUCGCAGAAAGCCAACUCUCUUCAGAGCUUGUUUGGCUUCUCCGAGGCGGCGAGCUCCAGGAACACGCGAGACAGCUCCUUGAGGAAAAAGAAAGCGGCAAACUUGAACAACAUCAUCCACCGCUUGGAGAAGGCCGCGAGUCGAGAAGAGGCCGUCGAGUGGGAGUUUUGAGAUUAAACUCGCCCAACUCUGGAGAGCUGGGAAGUGAAACUGGACCUCUACUGGUUUUAUUGUGUUGCGCACUUAUCCGCCCUGCGGGCCACAGGGCAAAAACGCCAUAGGCCAAGGUGCAUAUAGAAAACAAAAAGGAGCGUUAAGCCCAAUUUAUGUUUGUGUUUUCGAGGAAGAAAACUGAAAUGUGUAGUCAAGCUUUUUUGUACCCUGAAGUGUUUUUAUUAUUGCCCUAAGUGAUUUCCACAAUUUCUGGAAUAACUCAUACAGCUUUGCCUUGUGCCCUCCUCUUUGGUGUGGGCUUUAAAAAAAGAAAAACAGAAAAAAAAGAAAAAAAAAAAUCAAACCCACAUAUUAAAAGGGGGCUUUUUAUCUGCCAUCUAAUGGCUACAGAGCGAUAAUACACUAUUAUCUUCUUAAACCAGGAUAAAAGGGGAGAUUUUUCAAAAAAAAAGAAAAAAAAAAGAAAGUUUUUUGUAGCUGUUCAGUUGCCACUAAGAGAUUGCACAGUCAACCGACUCUAAACACACUAGUUUGGAUUCCUACAUAUUUUCAAGAAAAGAAAAGAAUCUUGUUGUUUGAAACUUUGAAUUAAAAAAAAAAAAAACACAUUUACUCCACAUAUUUUUUAACAAAACAAAAAAAAGUCACAUCAGGAAAAUAUCUUAAUUUGUGGUAGCUGACUUAGUGUUUUCUUGUAAGUGAAAUAGAAUAUUGACACGUAGUGCACAUUGUUUCAUAGCUUUAACUGAUUCUGGUCUUUUGCAGACCAGAAUUUGUUUAAUACACUCCAUUUUAGGCCAAAUCAGGACAAAAAAAAAAAAAUCUGAAUCUAGGUAUUUUAUAAUCUGCUUUUUAACCUCUAACCACAGAGCACGCUGAUCAGACCUCAUAUCUAGGAGGUUUAGGAGACAACUUAGAAACAGCAUGUACUUGAUCAUUUCACUUGGUUCAUAGUGUACAGAACUUCCUUUCAGUAAAGUCAGAUCGCUCAAAAAGUGUUGGCCAGUAACAUUUCAGCCUGCUACUUUCGGGAUGUAUUCAGUAACCCGAAACAUUCAACUUACCUGGAAUCGAUUAAAGUGUAGUUCACGUGUACGAUUGCUGUCACGCACCACUAAGAGGGGACUGGAGCUGCCUCAGAUAGAGAAUUUUCCUGCUGUUGGUGGCCAUUUACUGACUCUCUUCCCACCACAAGCACUGAUUUUAAAUACGUUUUAGUUGUGGGAAGCUUAUUUUUGUGUGGAUAAAGAGUACAUGGCAAUGACCAGACGGGCUCUAACCGGGACAGAAAUAGCCCAAACUCCAAACCAAAACAUUCAUGCUCUCGAGUCCCAGUCUAGACCAUUCUGCUCUGCAGAAAUACAGCCUUUUUCCAUUAUUUUAUGCACAGGUUAGGGCUGAUCAAAGUACAAAUCAAAUUCUAACUUGUCUCUAACUCCUCCUGUUGUCUAUAUGUAUAUGCGUGAGCAUAGAGGUGUGUGGAAGGAUGUGUGUGCGUGAGUGUGUGCGUGCAAUUUUAUACGUCUGUGUAUUUUCUUACGUACUUGUGCACACAUAGAGUGCAUUACUGCCACCUUUUUUCAAUAAGCUGUUUUAUCAGUUAUGGCUUCUACAAGUUUGCUAAUUUAGACUCCUUUAUUGCCAUAUCUUUAAAACUAACAAUAGAUGAUUUCGGAAUAUAUAUAUAUAUAAAUAUAUAUAUAUAUAUAAUUUUUUUUUGCUUAUUUAUAGGUGCUGUAUUUUAUUAUCUGAUUGUUAGGAAGGGAUGAAAGGGGGCAAAUAUUCUUUAGAGGGAUAGACUGCCGGCAGUAUUGGGUAUAAUUUACAAGAUGUAGUUGUCAUACUGUAUAUUAUUGAUUGAAGACUUUUUGACCGUAUUGUGUAUCAUUGAACUUUUGUCUUAGGUCAGCAUCUUUUUGAUGACACUUUAAUGGUGCAUUCAUUACUUCUUAAGUUUAAUUAAUAUUACUUUUCUGAUUUUGGGGGAGGGAGGGGUGGGGAGAGGAGUUCCGACUUUAAAGGUAUGUUCCCAAUAUUACACCUCAGUGUGCUUGUAUUACUUCAUUAGUAGGAUUUUUGACUGUAAGAUGUGAAACCACAUUUCUUGCAUGAUGUUUUAGAACUUAUGUAUUUCAUUUACAGUCUCUUAACAUGCAACAGCAGCACUUAGCGCAAGUUUUCACAAAUUAAGAAUCAGUACACUAAAAUCAAUCCUUUUCAUGAUUAAGAAAAGAAGGCUCUAGGAGGCUGAAAGGCAGGGAUUUAUUUCCUAUUUUUACUGCUAGCUGUUUCAGGAUACCUCCUUGGGUAAUUGGGGACUUGUGAUGCAAAACUAAAAUUGAGAAACAGAGAGAGCAACUGCCCCUUUCUGUGAUGAGCUGAGGAGACAAUUUGUAAUAACAGACACCAGUAUGUGACAGCACGUGCUGGAAACGGUUAUGGCUUCUUAUCUGGAGUGCAGUUAGUCCGUGGGAAUGGCCAGCAAGGGAAAUACCGUGGUGAAGCAAAGCGUUACCUCUCUGUAUCUGUACAAUGUCCUGGUUUGACUCACAAAGCACAGCUCCAUUGAUAAAUGCACGUCCUGGUAACAAUACACGUACCUUAAUACAAGUCAUAACCAGAUGCGUCUUCAGCCAAGAAGCAAAACUUCUGACUAGAAGGCGCAGAUAUUUUCUUACGUUCCUUAUUUGUUUCCUUUGGUGUUGUUUGGUUCAGGUUGGGUUUUUUUAUUAAUUCUAGGCAAUACACUUGCCAGUCUGUUUCUACUGUCCUUGUCUGCUGAUUUGAGAUCGAGGUGCUUGAUGCAGUCAAGUGGUUACUCUCGGCUUUCUCAUUAAUGAGGUUUUUAUCUGUUUGAUGAUUUUUUUUUUAAAUUAAUAUUCCCCAAACUGUUCUUGUGCCUGUGUCUAUAUGAUUGCAUUCCAUGAUGCUUACUGAGAGCUCUUGCUGCAUUAUAUGACAGCAGAACUGUAUUCGCAGGUUGAACACAAAUGCAGCACUUAAGGUCAAUCUCUCCUCUUAAUAAGCAAUACGUAAGUGCCUUGAAACUUAUAUCUUUUCUUUUUUUCUGUUUAUUUUUGUUUUGCUUUUCAGGUUUCCACUAGUUCUUUAAGAUUCUUUAGCAUCUGCCCAGUUUUUAAUGCUGUAAUGAUUUUUAAAAAGCAUAUCUGUAGCUUGCCCUAGAGGAAAUCUUUCUUUUAUAACACUAACUGUUAAUUCUAAGCUCCAUUAUUACAUUUGAAUCAUGUAAUUUUGCUGGAUAAAGACAGCAUUCAAAAGUCAGAAGUCACUCCAUCCUGCCAAGGGUUGUCAUUGGUAUCUAUUAUAAAAUUAAUCAAAUAAAAUGCUGUCAGUGUUUCCUAUAUUUUUGGCACUUUAUUAAUGGCUUAGCUCCUUUUGUUGUUCCCUAUUUAAUGAUCUGCGUGGAAUGUGGACUAGCCUGCUGAGAUACUGUCGGGGUGACCUGAGCCAUCCUGCCGGGAGUCACUUUGGGUUCCUUAGUGACCCCCCUUAUUUAAGGGCACGGGCAGACGAACCCCCUCAGAUCGAGCGUGUAGAGUUCAAGUGAUGUUCCCAGCUCUUUGUUCCCGGUUUUAAGCCAAGGUCACAGCUGCUUUUCUGUUUCAGUGGAAAGUAAAAUGUGUUAGCUUGAACUACUGCCGAGAUUCUCUUGUUGGAGAUGAGUUACCUACUGGCUUUCCAAACUGGCAGAGUCCUCCCUGGUUUAGCGCCUGAACUUCAGCAACACUGAAAGAUAUUAGCUAUAUUUCUGAUCAAGUGCGGCAUUUGGAAGCAAUGCUUUUAGAAAAAUGUGUAUUGGAAUAACUUUUUUUACUUAAUUAAAAGAAAAAGAUAAGAAGUUGGAGGAGAAGAAAUGCCAAAGAGUAGCACGGUGGCUUUUUACCCUCUUGGCUCACUGGUCACACGGGAAGGGAGAAGGCAUUACUCAGGCACGUGUGACGUGGGGCUCAUCUCACCGGGCAGUCGUUUUGCAGAGCGUGGCAGCAGGGCCCUCGCUGGCAGCGUUGCUUUUCCUGAUAGAUAAAAGCACAGGCAGUUUUCAGAAAGUCUGUAAUGCCAGAGUCUGUUUUCCUGAGGUUCUUUAAAAGCAUUAUUUUCUCUCUUGCCACUUCCAUGUUCUUACUAAAGCUGUGGAUGAAGGGCCCGGGCUAUUUUAACAGAAAUACGUUUAUACUGCAGUUAAAAUUGUCGAUUUUUCUCUCUGGAUGGUUAGGGAAGGAAAGAAGUGUAGUCCUUCCUUUGCUAAAAGCAAGGGGAGAGUAUCCCUUGGCAGCGGGGUCAUACAGUGGGAUUGUCAAUAUGCUUCCAUUCUUGAGGAUUUCAGACAACAGAAUUGCGCAUUUUUGGGGGCAGAAAUGCAUUUAAUUACAACUGCUGUUGAUGCUGUAAAAUUUGACCAUUUUACUUAUUCGUCUGUAAAAUGCCUAUAAAUAGAGCCGCUCUUCAGAGGAAUCUGUACCUGUGCACUCUGCCCAUAUCAUGAAUUAGUGAGUCCUUUAGUAAUAAACUCCUUGCUGUAAUGGGAAUAAUCUAUCUUACAGUUAAAAAAAAAAAAAAUGUAUGUGCCUUUCUCAUUAGUUGAAAGACCUUUGCAUUAUUUUUAUGGAACUUGUUCAUAUGGGAAUGGUGUACUGAACGGGGUUCAUGAACACGACAGAAUUCUAUGCAAUAUUCUCUGAUCCAAUUACUUAAAAGUUGAUAUUUUUCACUUCUUUAAUGGGAGAAAUAGUAAGCUAGAGAAGUGCAUCAUUCUGGCAAUAAUUGAAAACAAAACAGAUAAAUUCACAUAAAAUAGGACUGAGGGAAAUCUGACAAAAUAAUGUAAUGAAAUAAUGGAAAAUGCUAACAGUGAUUGCAGUCCCUGCUAGCACAGCUGCUGUCAGAAGUCUGUCAUUUUCCAUCAUAAAAUUAUUCAUUUCAGGUAUUCUUAAAAGUUACAUUAAAUAAAAAUGCUCCUGGCAAAAACAGGGCAGGUGAGAAACAGAAAAAAACCUCCACAUUGUUACCAUAUAUAAAUUAUGAGAAUACACGAAAAAAGUAAUUGGUUUUGAACACUUCUUUGCACUUAAAUCCAAAAUAGUUUAUUUAAACUGAAAUGUCACGGUAAUCUGGACCAGUGCCUUUAGCAAGGUUGCAAGGAGAUCAGUAAUCUUAGCAAUUUGUUGCAAACCGCAAGCAGUGACAUUUUAACAUGCAGAUGGAGGGCACUAUUUUUGCUUGAUUUGUGUCUCUUUCUAACAAGUGAGUUUCUUAAAUUAUCUCGUCUUUCUUCUUCACCCAGUGUACGUAUCCUAGGAUAUUCUCUGUCCUAAAGCUACUGUGUGUGGCUGAGCUGUGAGCAUUUCUUGAAGACUAUCAGAAACACACAAGGAGAAGAAAAGUUGGUUCUUAGGUGGGGGCCAGAUUUAACAUUAAAACCAAAUCAAGUCUUUCCCGUGAGUGCGUGGCAGUUUUGGCCCUGAGGAGACAGGCUGCUUAUAGCCUCAUAUUCCUAAAUUUAACUCACACAGAUAAAACAGCUGCAAGGCAGUAUUCGGUUCGCUCAUAUUUGGCCUGCUACUUUCCCCUUGCACUUUCUGCUGCCCCACGGUUUGAACAUCGACAUUUUCUUCCUUUGUGUUGCAUAUACAAUCAACUUACUUAAAAAAAAAAAAAAAAAAAAUAGAAAUUUAAAAAAUUCUGUACAAACAACAGACUUUUUUUUUUUCCAGCAGUUUAAAAUGUUGCCGGAUAGUUGUAAAUUGCAAGGAGAAUCACUGGCAGAAUCACUGGCAUGGAAAGCAUGAGAACUGGAUUUCAUUUCUGGCUCAACUUUAGUUUAAAAAGUGACAUAGCUGUCUCUGUCUCUUUCACAUAUGGUAUCUGAGCUCUAAAAUGUAGAAAUAUUAUUUCACCAAUCUGUUCUUUCCUCCCCAUCUCUUUUAUGGGAUAUAUUGACUAUGCCAUAUAUAAAAUAUAAUUAAUAAUGAACUUUAUGGCAAGAAAAGCCCUUUAUGCUAUGCCUAGGGACUGAUUUGUCCUACAUGACCAGGUCAUGUACUAUACCCUACUCUAUUAAUAUGCAAGGAUAAAAAGUUUCUAUGCUCUGAAGGUGAAAUUUAUCCUUUUGGAGAAGGUUAGCGUUAGGCCUGUGCACUUAAAUUUUCAAAAAGCCUUAAAAACAGGUAUGUAAGUGGUGCCAUCUCUCUCCUCAGGGAUGAUUCCCCCCCGAGCCAAGCGGUACUGUGGCAUAUUUAAUACCAGUUAUUAGUUAUAAGGUCAUUUUCCAGUUAAAAGAAGUCAUUCAUUGAACUUCAUUAGUGAGCCCCCUCACCAGCCUCUGCUGGUACAGCCGAGGACUGAUGGAGGCAUCACACCCGCUUUUCCCAAAAUCUGGGCACUCCACGUCAAACCCAAAGGCCUUGGCUGUCUCUAAAGUCUGAGUUUCUACAACUAAUUUGCGAAUGGAAAAAAACUGAUCUGAUUCCCAGGUUUGAUUUUCAUUGUUAUUCACAAACAUGUUCUGGCACUAAAGUGCAUUAAAAGGAAAUGCGUCCUUUUAAAAACUUGAUAAGAUUAUUGUAUUUUUCCUUGUCCAGCUAUUCUGUGAAGGACAAUUGCUGCCAUUUUUCAAGCUUGCUUUACUCACAGUGAUUGUUAGAUUUUUGCCCCAGUUCUGUAGAUUUCUUAUUAAAACUGUUGGUUUCAUAGUAUCGGUUUCUUUGUAUUUUGAAACAGCCGAGUGCAGCGAAUGACUGGAUUCUUAACCAUAGUGAAAUAGUUCAGAAAACAGUACAGCAAAGGCAGAUGCCUGAAGUCCCCAUGACGUCGUGUCUUUGACUUCUUGUUUUUAGAGAUAUUUGUACUACAUAGUACAAUCUUCAUCCAAAGAUCCUUGGAAAUGGAGAGUCAUGCCAGGAAUUUCCUGCUGUUAUGGUGACAUACCUGCUUCUUGCAUAGUUACUGUGUAAUUCUGUGGUAAUGUUCGUAACAGCACAAUCUCUCUAUUGAUAACAACAGUGAUGGCAUUAAGUUGCAUUAUCCUCUUCUGUCUAUGCGGGUAAUUAAUAUGCAUUUUUAGGAGUUGUUAAAUGUGUAUAUGUACAUGAUUCCAGUAGGGAGAAGCCCCUCUGUAUAUGUAGUAUUUGUAUGCUUGGUCGUAAUGGUGCAGUAGAAUUGCUACAGCCAGUUUUGUGAAAUCAUUUGAGGGGUAGGUGAGUGAGGGCUUAAAACCAAUAUGUAUUUUAAUGCGUAGAGGAUGCUGUUUUCCCACUUGUCAGUUCAGUUCCCUGUUGUAAAUCAGGGAUUAGCCAUCUGAAAGAUCGGAUUGUUUGAGAUACGCAGGUUUAGCUAACGAGGAGGGGGAAGAUCAUGUUCAGAAUACAUAAAAAUAAUUCCAAGGGUCUGAGAUGUGCAAAAGCCAAGCAGUUUGAAAGGAAGGGUCAAACCUCAUCUGCAACGUCCUGCAGCAGUUGGUCUGUAGGUUUUGCUUCGAUACGACCUGCAGGAAAUUAAUACACCAGAUAUUUGCAAGUGUAAAAUCUACUCUCCUGUAUCUCUGUACGGCGGGAAGGUUAACAGUAAAGACGUACUUAAAACAAUCACAAAAACGGCUGAUCAGUAAACUAAGCCAAGUAUCAAAUUAAAGCAAGCAGUUAAUUCUUGCUCUCCCUAAGCUGAAAAUUCAAGUAUUCUUAGGAAUGAGACAGAAGUUCUCUGUUAUGCAGUAACUCGUAGAAGGCGAGUGUUGUGUUUUCAAGAGAAGAAACAAAACUCGGCACUUGACUUGCUCUGAAGUACAAUCUUACCUCCCAGUAACUGCUAAAAAUGUUUUCUACAAUCAGCCUUUCAAUCAGACUUCUCUGGCUUUUGUUAGCUUACAUUAGACCCUUAGUGCUAUUUUGAUGUAUUAUUUAUAUGUGGGUAAAUUAUUACUAGCUUUAAAAGUGUUUCCAAAGUACCUAGUUACCUCUGGAUGCUAGUACAGACUGUGCAGGGAGUACUUAAGCAUCUAGUUCGUAAAGGAGGUGUGUGGGGAAUAAGCAAGGUCACAUCUGUAUCAUUCUUUUCUUUUUCCUUGAUCAGGACUUCAUUUCCUUCUUGUGUCCUCUAGAGAGAUGGAGCUCAUGGAUCUUUUUUUUCUGUGGGGGAAAGGUUUUAGUUGAGCUUGAAAUUAUUCUAUUUUCAUUCAGUAGGCGUGUCAUCAAAACCCUGUAUGUUACCACAUUUCCCAUUAUGUUUUUACUUUUUGCUACUUUCCUAAAAUUUACUAUUUAACAAACUUUCUGUAUUUGGAAAGCUAUGUGCCUUAUUUCAUAAUCUCUUUGUGGAGAAUAAUCUAAAGCACAGUGAUCUAGAUUGCAGCAUUCACAGCCGCUUUUCACUGGGGGGGGGGAAGCAAGCAGCGAUCCAGGAGCGUUUCAGUGGCCCGACUUGAGUUGCCCCUUUGCUAACGAGCACUUCAAACACUGUGCGUUAAAUCUUUGUGCAAUAGAAAUUCUCGUUCCGCGUUCGGAGGUUCGUGGCGCAGCCGCCAAACGCAGGCGAGCGUGAGCUCUAGUUUAGAAGAAUUCAGGUUCCUGGGGAAAAAAAAAAAAAAAAAAAAAGAAAAAAAACACAUAUCCCUCUGAGUUGGCUCCAGCAGCACGGUGGGGGCGCGGGUUAGGAAGUCCACCGUCACCCGGCGGCGUUCGUGCUCGUGAGGCUCAGUCUCACCCGGCGUACUCACAGGGCUGUCAGCGUUCAAGAAACACCCCUGGGCUCCAGCCACUGCCAACUGUGACCGUGUCCUUUUGUGCCGUUAGUCACACGUGCUGGCCUCACUGCCGUGCCCAGAGCCGCGCUGGCUCUGGGUGGCGAGACCCUGUAAAGUCAUUCCAGUCUGAGUUUGGUUUUGUGAAGAACAGGCUUUCGCCCACCGGCAUCCUCAGCCCUUACCAGCGCUUGUGUGCUAUUUUUCAAGCUUGCUCUCUCUACAGCAUCAUAAGGUGAAAUAUAUAAAGGUGGUUUGUAAUUAGGAAAACAAUCUAAUAUUUCCUAUUUAUGAGAUUAAUUUUAACAGUUUCUUUUUUGAGGUUUGUUUUUGUUGGAUAUAAACACAACAGGAGUAUACAUAUCCCCUAAACAGACGUUGGAGAAAGUUUGGGCUAUCCUGGCGAUGGAGCUGGGUGGUUGUCGGCUUGUCGUAGUAUCCAUAUCAUUGUGCCCCUGUUGUGUUUUCUAGAGCAAUCAUUUUUUUAAAAAAAAAUAUUUUAUCUAAAUGCCUAAUAAAUAAUAUUAUUUAAAUAGUUUUAAAAUAAUUUAGGACUGAGAAUAAGAAGCCUCAGUUGUGAGAGAAGAGACUUAAAAUAUACAGAGAGAGAAAAUACCCUUAGCCUCCUAGAGCCUCUACUGAGAAUUUCAUGAAGAUGCAGUGCCCCUUUGUCAGAGUACAUUGCGAUUUACUCAAGAGUGUUAAUUUAAAAUGAGAGACUGGUUUCCUGUGAUGUUCAUCUUUGUUGGCAUAUGUUUGAAUUUCUGAAUUCAGAGCUGAUUUUCUUCUCAUUCAAACUUGGUCAAGGAAAAAAAAAAAAAAAAGGAGGAAAAAAAAACAAACAAACAAACAAACAAACAAACAAACCGAACACCUUGUGCAGCAGCAACUUUUCCCAGUGUGAACUCUGGAAAUACACGUUGUGAAUUGAGCUUUGUCACGGAGGAGUCAUUUAGUUUUCUUGCAGUGUCGAAACACGUUCAGACAGGCUUUCCCUGGCUAGGUAACACUUCACGAGCGAGCGAGAGAAAAGCUGCACAAGCCAAAGUAAAAACCGUUGCGCUAGAAAUUCCCCCUGCUCGUGGCAGGGGAGCGCGUGUCUGCACGAGGGACGAUGCAAAGGGCCUCCGGUCAGCACCGAAGCAGCCCGCCCCGCCGAAAAACCUGACAGGGGGGCAGAGAUGGGAGGUGCUGAGCUAGUUGCAGGGCACAUCACCACUUCUGUGGAUUUGGAAGCAAAUUUGCACUUUGCCUUUCGAGGGUGUCCCACUAAAAACCAUCAGAUGAAUUUCCCACGCGAGGUUCUUUCCUUCUGGCAUAGUCUGAAAGAAAAAAAAAAAAAAAAAAAAAAAAAAAAGACAAAAAAAGCCCUACAGUAACUAUUGGAUAACCUCUGCAAAACAAAAAGGUUGUUCCUGUCAGAAUACUCUAUGCAUUUCUCUGUUGAAAAGCAUUUUCUGCCGUUCCUUUUCCAAAAGCGGGCACCGCGCGCCCCACUCGCUGGAAAUGCUGCGAGAAUGUCGAGUGUACGAAUUUGGACAUUUAAUUCCAAAGCAGAUGGAGGCUGGCUGAGGGGGGGGGGAUGUUCUUUUUUUUUUUUUUUUUUUUUUUUAUAAUUGUUUCCCUCAUGUCCCUUUUCAUUUUUUUAUUAAAAAAUUAACUCUUUGCAUUUGUGCAAUAACUACUUGCCAUGAUAAUGGGCAGACCUUUGAAAUGCCCCGACUACUAACACAGCACAAGAUGAACUCAAACAGAAAGUGGUGUACUUUUUCCUGAGAACUUUUUUUUUUUUUUUAUUUUAAUAAUAAGCUCAGUUUUUACCCCAGUGUAUUGUGGUGUCUUACAUUUUUAGCAGUAUUUUAUAUUUUUUCUGUAACGCACUAAGUCUUAGAUGUUUUUAGAGCUUGUUUGUUAUAUUCACAAUCACAGAUUUAAAAAAAAAAAAAAAAAAAGAUCCUCACAAAGACCCAAUUGACCAAAAAAAAAGUGUCAUUUUUUUUGUACAAGUAGCUUUGAGAAGCCCACAUUGUGUUGCUGUGACUCAUCUUUUGUAACAUUUUAUUUCUUGGUAUUUGUUUAAACAUAAAAGUAAGAGUUUAUAUGGCUGGCAGUAGCAGGGCAGCGCUCCCUCCGUCAGCAGAAUGGCAUUGUUUCUUCUGUCUUUGUUUGGUUAGCCAUAUAAUGUUUGUUCUCAGCACUGUACAACGGUCCCUAUAUGAUAUGGAGAAGCAAUAUCACUGUAUGAAACUCACACGAUGUAUUAUUAUUAUUAUUAUUCACUAGCACCCUAGGUGUGAUAAUUGAAGUAAAUAUCUUUUAUACAAACACAA
Messenger RNA from Tyto alba (common barn owl), 15770 nucleotides. RefSeq names its product cut like homeobox 1 (gene CUX1). The coding region runs from base 72 to 4685 and encodes 1537 amino acids. Gene Ontology annotation, biological process: intra-Golgi vesicle-mediated transport; regulation of DNA-templated transcription. NCBI's taxonomy places the organism in Eukaryota, Metazoa, Chordata, Aves, Strigiformes, Tytonidae. The transcript is spliced from 24 exons. Gene Ontology annotation, molecular function: DNA binding; DNA-binding transcription factor activity, RNA polymerase II-specific. Gene Ontology annotation, cellular component: Golgi membrane. The record is from RefSeq and is a predicted model, not a curated record.